AUGCCAUGUCAAGUAGAUGCUGCUGUACCUGAACCUAAUCCACACUGGGUUAAUUCAAGUGCUACACAUUCUUGGUUUAUCGUAUUUCAAUUUCAUAUUUACUUUUUUGCGACAUGUUUUGGAUGUAUUGGUAUAUAUGCUCUCGUUUCAAUAGUAGAUCAUGGUAGAAGAGUCUUUAAAAAGCGUUUUUUUUUGGCAAUAAAUUUCCUUUUGAUCUUUUUUGCUGUAGUAAGAACGGCUUUUCUCAUCUAUGAUCCCUAUGAGUCGGGCAAUGGUUUGCAACGUUUUGGCAAUGAUACUCAUUUGUUGCCGGUGACAACUAGAGUUCUUCAUGGCUUAGGUUAUCCUUGCUUAACUUCUGCGUUUACCUUAAUAUUCUUAGCUAUCAUAAAUUGCGUUAAAGUCAAAGCUGUCUCUAAGAAAGUACAACAUCCAGCUCUCAUUAUAUCUAUCAUAACGCUUCAUUUUGCUAUUGUUAUCUCAGCUGAUACAACAGUUGCCUUCUGUGGCGGAUAUAAAGAUUUACUGAUAGUCUGUCAAAGUUUCUUCAUUAUUUGGGGUGCAGUUAUUUGUGUAUCGUACCUAAUCUGUGGCUAUCGUAUUUUAUCCUUUACUAAAUGCAGCCAUAAAGUACUAGCAGUGCAAUCGGCAACAGUAUCAACAUCAACAUCAUCCACUACUGCCGGUAUUAUGCCAAAUUCUUCCUAUGUUAGACUACGAAAGAAGUCUUCUAUAGCUCCUAAAUCAACAGCAGUGUGUACAAGUGUAAAAAAAAUAACUAGAAUCACGAUGUAUUCUGCGAUAUUAGGUAUGUGUUGUGUUAUCAUGAAUAUUUAUUCACUAUUUGGCAUAUAUGGCGUUUUAGCACCACCACAUUUUCCAGCACCUUGGCCUUGGCUCAUGUAUCAAAGUCUUUUUAGAAUAGUAGAAUUAGGUAUGGCUGUUGUUAUGGCAUAUACUACUAAUCGACCAUCAAAAAAUGGUACUCUAUCUAGUAAAACUACUGCAAUUCGCACAGCGGAUUGGAAAGUAUAG
Trichoplax adhaerens is the source of this 1035-nucleotide messenger RNA. RefSeq lists its product as uncharacterized. The record is from RefSeq and is a predicted model, not a curated record. Lineage: Eukaryota; Metazoa; Placozoa; Uniplacotomia; Trichoplacea; Trichoplacidae. The coding region runs from base 1 to 1035 and encodes 344 amino acids. The transcript is spliced from 2 exons.